UUCAACCCAGUCAAUCUCCCCCUCCGCAAUGCAUUCCUUCCAUCACCUAAUAUUGUUCCACCACGAUUGAUCGAUCAAUCGAAUUCACCAUCUCCAUUUACUCCUUCCCAUGCCUAGCCGCCGCUAAACUCGUCGCCCCGUCCAUCCUACCGUUUGCCGCAGCCCCUGCCGUGCUCUUUUCCGAGUCCGCUCUUCCAAGGCUUCCGUGGAAGAGCAAGCCUAAUUUUCUAGCCGUUUCUUUCACUUUCUUUGGGGUUUGCGUUUGAAUUUCCACUCCUCGUCCUCGUCUCGUCUCGUCUGCCGCGAGAGCUCGCGCACUUGCAGCCGCCGUGUUCAGCAUCAGCGUACGUCUCUGGGACGGAUUCCGCAGCAUUGAGCCCCCGUUUUGUGCUUGCCUGCCCCGGCACCAUGUGCGGAGCGUGGUGAAUUUGGCUCCCGUGCAGCUUUCGGUGUGGAUUCGCUUCGUAUUGGAGUCGGGACUGGGAGGUCUGGAUAGGGCGGCGGAGCUUCUGCUAACUGCGGAUUCUGGUCCUAGCGGAGUCGGCAGGGAGGGCUGGAUUCCCGCCCGACUUGAGCCGUUUUUUCUCAGUGUGGUCGAACGGCGAGGGGCUGAGCAUCGCUGGCGUGAAAUGAAAUGUGUCGAGGGGUGUUUGGACAGAGUGCGUCGGAAUGCCACAUUGUGCUUUGAAGCUUGUGGUCGUGUUUUAAUUCCUUUGGGCGGGAAAUAGAGCGUGUGUAGCUUGCAGAUCGGACAGGUAUCGUGUGAAUUUGGCCGUGAGAGGCUUUGGAGGAUCCUGGCUGCGACCGGUGAGAGGCAUUAGAAACGCUAUCGGCCACCUUGGCUUGGUUGGAGGUCGCAUGUUGGCCAGAUCGGGUUGCAUUGUAGUGUCGGAGGAGGUACGGAGUCGAGCGUUCUCUGGAAGCUGUAAGAACUUUGGCGAGUGCGAAAGCGGAGGUGGAAUAUGAGGUCGUAUACUUAGUGAACAAGGCGAGGCUCUGCAGAUAAGAGGCGCAAGCUUUGGACGAGCGGGCAUCAUGCAGGUCGGCAGCCGCCUCGGCAGUCCGCGGGCAAUUCGAUGGCGGAAGGGGGAGCUAAUUGGAGCAGGAGCAUAUGGGCGAGUGUACAUGGGCCUGAAUUUGGACUCCGGCGAACUGAUUGCAGUGAAGCAGGUGUGCAUUGCACAGAACAACGUCACCAAAGACAGGGCUCAAUCCCACAUUCGCGAGCUGGAGGAAGAGGUGAAGCUUCUCCAGAACCUGUCUCAUCCCAAUAUCGUGCGUUAUCUGGGAACUGCUAGAGAGGAGGAAGCUCUGAACAUUUUCCUUGAAUUCGUUCCUGGAGGAUCGAUUGCCUCUCUCCUGGGAAAAUUUGGCUCCUUCACGGAGACCGUCAUCCGGAUGUAUACCCGCCAGCUGCUCCUUGGACUGGAAUACCUCCAUAGCAACCAUAUCAUGCAUCGGGACAUCAAGGGUGCGAACAUUCUGGUCGACAACAAAGGGUGUAUUAAGCUCGCUGAUUUCGGUGCAUCUAAGAAAGUUGUUGAGCUCGCUACCAUCUCCGAAGCUAAAUCCAUGAAGGGGACGCCUUACUGGAUGGCUCCUGAGGUCAUUCGGCAGACUGGUCACAACUGGCAGGCCGACAUGUGGAGCGUUGGGUGCACCGUCAUAGAGAUGGCGACUGGCAAACCUCCCUGGAGUCAGCAGUUUCAAGAAGUAGCAGCGCUGUUUCACAUUGGAACUACCAAGUCUCAUCCUCCCAUUCCUGAGCAUCUGUCUGCGGACGGGAAAGACUUUCUGUUAAAACUUUUACAGAGGGAGCCUCGGUUGAGGCCGAGUGCUGCAGAGAUGUUAAAGCAUCCAUUUGUACAGAACUACGAGAUAUGCAGUGGACGGGAAGGGGGCGAAGGGGGCGAGGGUGGUCAGGUGUUGGAAGGGCAUUUGGAGCCGACAAAUGAUGGGUGCAGCGUGAGAACGUCGAUGUCUUUCCUGGAUUCGUUAAGAGGUUCAUUACGACAGAGCGGUGUGGGAUUCUGGAAGCCGGGUGGUGUAUCUGUGAAGGAGCUCUCAUUUUCCUUCAAGGACCCUCGAGCGUCCUUCAAAAAGUACUUGAGCAUGAGCAGGGGCGGGAAUACUUAUGGCGAGGAUAUGAAUUGUUCGGUGCGUUUGGAUUCUGUGCGGAUGGAUUCCUUGAGGAAUUCAAUGAAGUUAGAUUCUGUGAGGGAUUCUGUCAGGUUGGACUCUUUGAGGGACUCCGUUAGGUUGGACUCGGUUCGACACGAUACGUGGAGCGAGAGUUUUAAUCCCGUUUCCGAGCCUUCAUUUGUAGACAACAACAAGUGGCGGUUCAAUUUGACAACAAACGGUGGAUUUUCUGUAAGACCUUCGGCUGGUAACGGUGCAGAGUGUUCGGAGAACCGUGCGGUUGUACGGCAGAGUCAAAGUGAGAGGGGUUGGUCUUUACGGCAGGAGGAUGAAGAGGAGGUUACGGAGAGCAAGAUUCGUGCGUUUUUAGAUGAGAAGGCUCUGGAGUUGCAGAAGCUCCAAACACCCCUGUACGUGGAGUUUAAUGAUUCUUUGAGAGCCUCCGUGUUUCAUGGCAACGGAACUUCAGCGGCACCUGCGGAGAGUUUCGUUGCGCCUUUGAGUCCCGCUAUAGCUAAGCAAUCUACACGCAGUACAAGUAAGUCACCUAGCAAAGCCAGCAAUGGGAACGGAAGGCCAGCGGGUACUCGCAGCAGCCAAGAGAGUGAAACCAGUGUAGACUCCGAUAACACAGGUGGGGGCACAGGUCCUUCUACAAGUGUUAGCUUCAACCCUCUUCUGGAGAUACCAUCUCCAAAGUUGAAUGAGCUGAAGGGGCUGAACCCUGAUGCCCGGCGGUCUUCGUCCAGUCCUGGUCUGAGUUCCAGUGAGCGCCAAAGGUUAUGGAAAGAGGAACUUCAGCAGGAACUUCAACUGAAACGGGAAGAGAAACGCAAGCACAUUCAAAGGGUUCCUCCGUUGUCUCCGUCUCCUAAUUCGAGAGUGCAUCAACGUCCAGGUAGCAGUCGAUUAGCCACUGUAUCUCAGUUAUAGAAAGUUAUGAUGGUACUCUUGCCUCGAGGAGUUGGAUGUCAUGAUUUAUUAGGUGGAUGUGUGGCGCAUUUCUUGUCACUAAUUAGUGGAACGUCUCACAGCAUUUGCGCACCCGUUAGCUCGGCCCAGCCAAAUGGUCGGCAUCUGGUCCCCUGACGCUUUUCUUUAGAUUUGUAAACUUGUAAUUUUCACGUCGCAAAUAAAUAUUAGUGGGUGAAUGGACCUGGAUUGGUGUA
Molecule: messenger RNA, 3311 nt
Organism: Physcomitrium patens
Lineage: Eukaryota; Viridiplantae; Streptophyta; Bryopsida; Funariales; Funariaceae
Product: mitogen-activated protein kinase kinase kinase NPK1
Biological process (GO): MAPK cascade; protein phosphorylation
Cellular component (GO): cytoplasm
Molecular function (GO): ATP binding; MAP kinase kinase kinase activity
Source: RefSeq, a predicted model, not a curated record